This is a messenger RNA of Protopterus annectens (West African lungfish), 2048 nucleotides long. It is a transcript of the gene TYRP1, whose product is annotated as tyrosinase related protein 1. The record is from RefSeq and is a predicted model, not a curated record. The transcript is spliced from 8 exons. Bases 139 to 1776 code for a protein of 545 amino acids. Gene Ontology annotation, cellular component: melanosome. NCBI's taxonomy places the organism in Eukaryota, Metazoa, Chordata, Ceratodontiformes, Protopteridae. Gene Ontology annotation, molecular function: oxidoreductase activity. Gene Ontology annotation, biological process: melanosome organization; melanocyte differentiation.
UGAUAGCCAGUUAUUAAAGAUCACGCAAAGCAGGGAAAAAAUCUUAGCUGCUGCAGAGAGAAUUUUUUCCUUCUAUUUGUUCACUUUGUGUCUGACUCUUACAAAAAAGAGAUACCGUACUUACAGCUGUUCCACAGAAUGGCAUCUUUUAGCAAUGGGCACAUUUCUGGCUGUUUUUCUGUAUUCCAGUUCUUGUGGUGCCUGGCUCUGUUGUGCAUUUUAUCGAGAACCACGCGUGCCCAAUUUCCACGUUCCUGUGCCACACUCGAUGUAUUACAAAGCGGGGAAUGUUGUCCUUCUCUCACGGGCUCUGCUGCAGACCGCUGUGGCUCCACUUUAAAUCGUGGUGAUUGUGUGGAAGUGGCUGCGGACACUCGACCUCAUGGCCCCCAGUAUUCCCUGGAUGGGUUGGAUGAUCGCGAGCGGUGGCCACUUAGUUUUUUUAAUCGCACGUGCCGCUGCAGGGGAAAUUUCUUCGGAUUCAACUGUGGAAAAUGUAAACCAGGGUUAUCAGGGGCGAACUGUGAUCGGGCUAUACAAGCAGUUCGCAGAAACAUUCUGGAGCUAAAUGCAGCAGAAAAGCAACAGUUUAUUAAUGCCCUGCAUCAGGCUAAGCAGACUGUACACCCAGACUACGUAAUAGCCACCAGGAGGCGUGCAGAGAUCUUUGGACCUGAUGGAAGCACUCCUCAGUUUGAAAAUGUGACUAUUUAUAAUUACUUUGUCUGGACCCAUUAUUACUCAGUUAGCAAAACAUAUCUUGGUGAUGGGCAAGAGAGUUUUGGCGGAGUGGAUUUCUCUCAUGAAGGACCAGCGUUUCUCACUUGGCACAGAUAUCAUUUGUUUCAGCUUGAAAGGGACAUGCAGGAAAUGUUGCAGGAUCCAUUAUUUGCCCUUCCUUACUGGAAUUUUGCAAUUGGAGGAAGUCAGUGUGACAUUUGUACAGAUGAUUUGAUGGGAUCGAGGAGCAACUUUGACCCUACCCUUAUUAGCCCAAACUCCGUCUUCUCCCAGUGGCUUGUGCUGUGUGAAAGUAUAAAUGAUUAUGAUACUCUGGGAACCAUUUGCAACAGUACUGAGAGCAGCCCCAUCAGGAGGAAUCCUGCAGGAAAUGUAGCCCGACCUAUGGUACAGCGCCUACCUGAACCAGAGGAUGUUGCCCAGUGCUUAGAAGUUGGUUUGUUUGACACUCCUCCAUUUUAUUCCAAUUCAUCUGCAAGUUUCCGUAACACAUUGGAAGGUUACAGUGAGCCAUCUGGAACAUACAGUCCAAUAAUUCGUAGUCUCCAUAACUUGGCCCAUCUGUUCUUGAAUGGAACUGGUGGCCAGACCCAUGUUUCGCCAAAUGAUCCCAUGUUUGUGCUUCUGCAUACAUUCACUGAUGCAAUAUUUGAUGAGUGGCUGAGGAGAUUCAGACCUGAUCUGUCAACAUAUCCAGAACAGGAUGCUCCUAUAGGCCACAACAGACUGUAUAACAUGGUACCUUUUUGGCCUCCAGUUACUAACAUAGAAAUGUUUGUUACCGCACCAGAAAACCUUGGCUAUGCUUAUGAAGUCCAGUGGCCACGGCGUAGUCUGAACAUCACAGAAAUUGUGACCAUUGGCAUUGUGGCUGCAUUAGUAGUGGUUGCACUCAUUUUUGCUACUACGAGUUGUGUUGUGCGUGCACAAAAACACUCUGAUGACAAGAUAAGACAGCCUCUUUUGACGGAUCAUUACCAGUCCUAUACAGAAGACCCAGAGGAACUGCACAGCGGAAAGCAAUCAGUUGUUUAAAUAGUUGUUUUACAACCCUGUCUUAUUUUACAUUAGAUUUUAUUUUCUGUAUGUAAACUUCUUUACCCUCAUGAACUGUAUAUAAAAAAAAUCUAUCAAUGUGUAGGUUUUUUUGUGGCUUAUUUCACUGUUUGAAAAGCUUUGUCUGUCUCUUACUAAGGCUAUGUAACACUGUGGACUUCAGAUAGUAGUAGUUGUAUAAAAACUGGUUUUCUUUGUAGUGCAUCUAAAGAUGAAAAGGACAUUAAUAUAUUAAAUUAUAGCAAGUCAAA